GGCUGAGCCAGUCUGGGCGAGCUGCAGGCAUCACGUUGGAGACCUAGGACAGGGGUUGACUCUGAGACACUCCGUGCCCCCAAAACACGGUACAACAUCUGCGCUGGCACCGCCAAGCCCUGAGAAGGAGAGGAUAUCGUGACGGUAACUCCUCUGAGAAUGGUGUUCCCAAUCCUCUCUCUGGUGCUGAGUGCCAUGGCCUUCUUCAUCGGGCUGCCGUUGAAUGGGUACGUUGUCUUUGUCACCAGCUGCCGUACAGGGAGGACGGCCAGUGCCGUGUGGUUCCUGAACCGGGCCGUGGCCGAUUUCCUCUUUAUCGUCUUCCUGCCCCUCAGAUUCAUCUUCAUCCUGAACUUAGAUCAGGCCAAGAUACUGAACAACACCGUUAUCUUGCUCCACAUGUUCUCCAGUGCCUUCCUCCUCACGGUCCUCGGUGUCGAUCGCUGCAUCCUCGUGGCACAUCCUGAGUGGACUCGGAACCACCGCACACCCCUCCUGGCUUUCAUGAUUGUUAUGAGCCUGUGGGCCAUGUCUGUUGGGUUCAGCUUGCGGUAUGGUGAUCUCUGGGAGUCCCUGCUCUCACCUGCCAGUAUAGGCUUGAAUGUCCCACUGGAUGAAGGGAGGGUGAAGGCUGCCUUUGUGAUCCAGUUCCUGGUCGGGUUUCUGAUCCCAUUAGCCUUGAUCUUGAUCCCAACCGUCUACAUCAUUCUAGCUGCCAAGAUGAGAAGGAACAGACUGAUCCAGUCCACCAAGCCACUCAAGAUCCUUCUUGGCUUGAUCCCGACCUUUUUCCUCUGCUGGCUGCCAUACCACGUCUUCUCCUUCCUGCUGAUCUCACCUAAGUACCCCCUGCCUUUUCUUGUCACAGAAAGCAAUUUUGCUUGUGUCCUGUCAUAUUUCAACAGCUGCCUCAACCCCAUCUUCUACCUCACCAUGGAGGAAGAGUUUCUGAGGUACCGGCAUCGUGCACGCAAUCCCCAAACCACCGACAACUCAGGGACAGAGCCGGCUGAAUAGGGGAAUGGAUGGAAUUGUUGAUAUUUCUAUGGAGAAAGAAUUCUGUUCGCUGGGACACGUAACUUCCUCUUGAUCCCAAAGUUGUCUUUUUUAGCAAAUGAAUUUUUUGGCCUUAUUCAUAGAAAAGCCACAAAAAUGAUUUCUGGAUUAGAAAACCUGCCUUACAGUGAGAGACUCAAGGAGCGCAGUCUAUUUAGCUUAACAAAGAGAAGGUGAAGGGGUGACUUGAUCACAGUCUGUAAGUACCUAUGUGUGGAACAAAUAUUUAAGAAUGGGCUCUUUAAUCUAUCAGAGGAAGGUCUAACAUGAUCCAGUGAACAGAAGUUGAACCUAAACAAAUUCAGACUGGAAACGAGGUGUAAAUUUGUAACAGCCAGAGUAACUGACCCUGGGUUUAGCAGGCCAAUGCUCAAACCACUGAGCUAUCCUUCCCCCCUGAUAUGUCCUUUUCUAAGUCUUCGUGUCCUUAUUUUUCUCAUCAUGUCAUUUUUGCUCCCAGUGGGGCUCCAGCUCUUCUUCUUUCCUGUGUUUGUUGAAGAUCAAUGGAUCUAUGAAAGAAAGGGUAACAUUCUCAAAAGGGUCUAAGUUCUAUUUUUUAAAGUGUUUAGGCCCUUGGAAUCUUGCUGAGAGUCAAUGAGACAUAAAAUAAGAAUGGCCAUAUUCUGUAAGAGCAAAGGUCCAUCUAGCCCAGUAUCCUGUUUUUUGACAGUGGCCAGUGCCAGGUGCCCCAAAGG
Molecule: messenger RNA, 1751 nt
Organism: Dermochelys coriacea (leatherback sea turtle)
Lineage: Eukaryota; Metazoa; Chordata; Testudines; Dermochelyidae
Product: chemokine-like receptor 1
Exons: 2
Coding region: 160-1017 (285 amino acids)
Biological process (GO): positive regulation of cytosolic calcium ion concentration; complement receptor mediated signaling pathway; phospholipase C-activating G protein-coupled receptor signaling pathway
Cellular component (GO): plasma membrane
Molecular function (GO): G protein-coupled receptor activity; complement receptor activity
Source: RefSeq, a predicted model, not a curated record